Zingiber officinale is the source of this 570-nucleotide messenger RNA. Its product is annotated as secoisolariciresinol dehydrogenase-like. Lineage: Eukaryota; Viridiplantae; Streptophyta; Magnoliopsida; Zingiberales; Zingiberaceae. Bases 1 to 570 code for a protein of 189 amino acids. The record is from RefSeq and is a predicted model, not a curated record. The transcript is spliced from 2 exons.
AUGUCCUACGUCCACUGCGAUGCUCGAUGCAAAUCCGACGUCAAUCGAGCCGUGGAAACCGCCAUCUCCCUCCACGGCAAGCUUGACAUAAUGUUCAACAACGUCGGCAUUGGAGACCCCUCCAGUAGCAGCAUCCUCGACGAGGACGACACGACCACGAUGUUCGAGCGGGUGAUGGGGGUCAACGUGCUGGUAGCACUGCUGGGGACCAAGCACGCGGGGCGAGCCAUGGUGGCAGCAGGGCGAAGGCGGAAGCAUCAUAAUCACGGCGAGCUUGGCGUCAGUGGUCGGAGCGCUGGUUCACCCGAUGUACUCGUGCUCGUAGCACGCUGUGUUGGGGCUAGCGCGUUGGCGGAGCUGGGCAAGAACGAGGUGCGUGUGAACUGCGUGUCGCUGUCUGUGGUGGCGACGCUGCUGACGGUGUCGCACUAUCAGGCGAGCGAGGAGGAGCUGGAGGCAUUGGGAGAGGUGAUCUCGACUCUCAAGCGCGUGAUGCUGAAAGCAAAGGACAUAGUGGAGGCGGUGCCGUUCUUGGCCAGCGACGAGUCGAGCUCCAUUGAUGUUCCAUGA